AGAAGUUGGGUUAUGUAGUUAUGUUCUAAACAAGUUCUAAAAUAUCGAAUUCAAAAUAUUUUCUUUUCAAAAAUGUAGUGUAAUAGUAAAGGGAUAAUUCUUCGCAUACUAUAAUAUGCUAUGGAGAACACUGUGAAUCAACAAACAUGCACCAAGCAUCCGCAACCUAAUUCAAUAGGUCGCGUGCACGAAGACCGACCCUGGAGGCAAAAUAUUGAAACACAACCUCAUUCUUCUGUGAAUUAUUGAAACACAACCUCACUCUUCUGUGAAUUAUUGAAACACAACCUCACUUUUUCAUUUGUUCACAGAGGAAUCAAAAGGUUGAAAUAGUUUUUCACAAUAUUUUGGCAUACGAAUCGUGUUUCUUGCGUUAUUCAUCAAUUCAAGCAUGCCUUCGCAUUGUGCUGUUGUACAAUGCACAAAAAAUGCAGCAAGAGACUAGGGAAUAUGAUUUUUCAGGGUCGGUCAUCUGACAGUUCUUGCACGCGACCUAUAAAAGCUAUCAAUCGAAAUACUGUCCAUCGAAUUUGUUCAGGACAGGUAGUUUUAAGUCUAGGAAUAGCUAUUAAAGAACUGGUAGAAAAUUCACUAGAUGCAGGUGCUACCAUAAUAGACAUACUCCUGAAAGAAUAUGGCUCUGAACUUGUGGAAGUUUCAGAUAAUGGGUCAGGCGUUUUGCCAGAUAACUUUGAAGCUCUAACUCUCAAACAUUUUACAUCAAAAAUAAGUAAUUUCAGUGACUUGGAGAAUAUUGGGACAUUGGGGUUUAGAGGUGAAGCACUCAGUUCCUUGUGUGCAUUAUCUAAUCUAGAGAUAACUACAAGACAUCAUUCACAAAAUGUUGCUACAAAAAUCACUUAUGAUUGUAAUGGAAAAGUGAAAAGUCAAGUUUCCUUAGCAAGAGAAUGUGGCACAACAGUGACAUUGGAGAAACUGUUCUCAACAUUACCUGUCAGGCGAAAAGAAUUCAUGAAGCACCUCAAGAGGGAAUUCAGCAAAAUGUGCCAACUUCUUCAUGCCUACUGCUUGGUUUCAAAGGGAAUAAAGUUUAAUUGCACUAACAUAGCCAGUAGUGGGUCCAAAAGUGUAGUGUUAGCUACUAAUGGUAAAAACACAGUUCGUGAAAAUAUUAUCAACAUUUUUGGGGCAAAACAAAUAUCUGCUCUAAUAGAUGUCCAUGAGAUCAUACCUGAUGAUUUGAUUUUGAAUGAAUUUGGAAUCAAGUCCCCAGAAGAAAGUGACCUUCCAUUUUCUUUUGAGUUUCUCAUAUCCAGUGUAACUCAUGGUAGUGGUAGGAGUACAACAGAUAGACAAUUUUACUACAUAAACUCAAGGCCUUGUGAACCUGCAAAAUUGAUGAAACUAGUUAAUGAAGUGUAUAGACAGUUCAAUUCAAAUCAGUAUCCUUUUGUUUACCUCAAUAUUAUGACAAAGUCUUUACAAGUUGAUGUGAAUGUUACUCCUGACAAGAGACAAAUCUAUAUAGAAAAUGAAAAAAUAUUGUUAGGAACAGUUAAAGCAUCAUUGUUAGAGUGUUUCAAAUCAUUUCCUUCAACUUUCAAAUUACAAAAUCUAGAUGUUUCUCAAAACUUUCACUCAGAUAAAGUAUCUGAUAGAGGAAUUAAGAGAAGUCUCACAGACACCUCUAUUGUCAAAAAAGGAAGCAUUUUGGAGACUUUCAAAAAAAGAUCAAAAACAGAGGGUAGUAAAUCUAAAUCCUUUGAUAUCUCAAGUUUUGUUAUUUCACCUAAAAGAAAAUCAUCAGAUACCAAAACAGCAGAUAACAAUUCUGAAAAUGAAGUGAAGAAAUAUAAAUACCAAACCAAAUCACCAGAUAGUGAUGUGGAAAAGGAUGCUGAACAUCAAUUGGAAAUGUUGGUAGAAUUGGCCUGUAAGUUAUCAAAAGAAGACAAUGAGGAAAAUAUCAUUGAUGUUGAAACUGAACAAAAAACUAGUUAUGAUGAUUUUGAAGUAAAAUUGGAUGAAACUGAAGAAAACAAAAUAUAUAAAAAUGAAUCUGUAAUAUUCAAUAUAUCAUUAGAACAAAUUAGAGAGGUAUUGAAUUCUGGUGAUGACACAAAUGACCAUAUCCAAGUUAAAUUUAGGUCUGAAAUUACACCUGAAAGUAAUAAGGUAGCUGAAGAAGAAUUGCAAAAACAAUUUCUUAAAGAGGAUUUCAAAAAAAUGGAUAUAAUAGGGCAGUUCAACUUAGGAUUCAUCAUUGCCAGAUUAAAACAUGAUUUAUUUAUAGUUGAUCAGCAUGCUACUGAUGAAAAAUACAAUUUUGAACAACUUCAACAGAAUACUGUAAUAGAGAGCCAAGUUUUAGUGAACCCAAAACCUCUACAGUUAACUGCUGGGAACGAGAUUUUGUUGAUUGACAAUAUUGAAAUAUUCAAGAAAAACGGGUUUUCUUUCAGCAUAGAUGAAACAGCACCCUAUACAAAAAAAGUAAUGUUGACGGCCAUUCCUGUGAGCAGAAAUUAUGCAUUUGGAAAAGAUGAUAUUGACGAAAUGUUAUUUAUGCUACAGGAUUCGAGCCAGACUAUGUGUAGACCAUCUAGGGUACGAUCAAUGUUUGCUUCCAGAGCUUGUAGAAAAUCGGUGAUGAUUGGUCAAACGCUGACCAAAUCAGACAUGAGACGAUUAGUAGACCACAUGGGAGAAAUUGAACAACCAUGGAAUUGCCCACAUGGCAGACCAACUAUGAGGCACUUAAUAAACUUAGAUCUGCUGAAACCCCAAGACUAACGGUUUAUUCAAUUAUAUUAUAUACAUAUUAUUUUCAUGCCAAAUGGUAGAGCUAGGUUAUAUUCAGAAAUGUCAUGUCAGUACUGAAUAUUUCGAUUUACAAACUGGCUAUUCCAGAGUUGAACUGACAUAAGCCUAGGCCUGAAAUAAAUCUAGCUGGUCCAGUAGAGAUGUCUUUGAAAUCGGCUGAAUUAUUCUAAAGCUAUUGAUAAUAAAUCAAACCCAAAGUCAUCUCCAUUUAUGAACUACACCAUUCCACUUUGAGUUACCAUUGACUUCUUCCAAAGAUUAAAUCAAUUUUUCCCCUAAACUGAUGCUCAAACUCAACACCUUACAAAACAUUUCUAGACCCAUGUUCAUAAGAACUAAGGGUCUUUCAACAAGGACCGGUCGAUGUUGUAAUUGAAUGAAACAAGCUGUGUGUGAGAUAUUAACGAUUUUUUUAUUUUAUUUGAAUGGCCCAUUUAUGCCAUUAUUUAUGGAAUAUGACAUUGUUCAAAUGUCCGCCGCGGCUUCGAAUGGCACGGAUCCGAAAGGUCCAAUUUUCAAUGACUCUGCUGCAUAAAUCCGGCUGAAUCUGAGCAAUGGCUUGCGUCAUGUUCACUCUCAGGGCAUCGGUCGAUUGCGGCUUAUUAACAUAGACCUGCGACUUCAGAAAACCCCACAAGAAAAAGUCUAGUGGAGUCAAAUCGCACGAUCUUGGCGGCCAAUUCACAUCACCUCUGCGAGAGAUAACCCUACCCUCAAACCGUUCGUGCAGAAUGUCCAUUGUAUCGUUCGCUGUGUGGCACGUUGCGCCGUCUUGUUGGAACCACAUGUCGUCCACGUUCAUAUCGUUCAAUUCAGGCCAAAAGAAAUUGUUAAUCAUUGAUCUGUAGCGCUCGCCAUUGACGGUGAUGGCCUCGCCAAUGUCAUUUUCAAAGAAGUACGGACCAAUGACGCCGCCGGACCAAAAUCCACACCAAACAGUAACUCUUUGUGGAUGCAUUGCCACCUGGUGAACCUCCUGUGGGUUGUGUUCAUCCCAUAUACGGCAAUUUUGCUUUUUAACAAAACCAUCCAAAAAUGGGCCUCGUCGCUAAAGAUUAUUUUCGGCCAAAAUCGGGGUCGUCUUCCAAACGUUCCGAAGCCCACUGAGCGAACAAACGGCGUUGCCUAUGGUCUUUAACUUUGAGCUGCUGGGUCAGUUGGAUCUUGUACGGGUGCAGGCCCAAGUCCCGGCGCAAAAUUCUCCAAGUUGAAGUCUGCGAAAGGCUUAGUUCUUGUGCAUGGCAAGAAAUCGACUGCCUCGGAGUCUUCUGCACACUCUGACGGACAGCGUCGAUAUUAUCGGCCGAUCUGGCGUUCCUUUGACGUAAGGGUGUUGGUUGUGUGUUUACCGAACCGGUUGUCUCAAAUUUGGCUACCAAACUUUAGAGAGUCGACUUUGAAGGGCAACGGCGUCUGCCUCAUUUUGAUAAUAAAGUUCAAUCAUUUGGACAUGCUGCUCGAUCGUGUAACUUGCCAUGGUAAUUUAACAUCAGUGACUGAAUAGAAUAAUACAGAUUUGACAGAUGCCCCCACAAAAACAUGGCCGCCACACACUGUCAACAUCGACCGGUCCUUGUUGAAAGACCCUUUAUUUUACAUAUUUUGCUGAAUGGUAUCUUCCCUAGGCUUUUGCAACUUCAACUCUGAUAUACCCUGUAUAUACAUGGUGUUGCGAAAUUCGCCAGACAACGCUUCACAGAUGGUCAGAUGGUAGCCCCCUUGAUUUUAUUAGGUCUAUGGUUUUCCGUUUUUGAGAUACAGGGAAAGUUGAGAAAUUGAAAUUGUCCUUUUCAGUGUUUUUUUUGUCUAAACACUCCACCCUGCUUGUAUUCUCGUCUGACCGAUGUCUCCGACAAUAGUUAGGCCAAGGGCCACAGUGACUUAAAAACAGUUGCAUUUUUUGCAUUGCAAUUCGGUGCAUCUUCAGAUAGAUCAGUGUCAGCUAUGAGUCUCGAGAUAGAUUCCCCGGUAGAGACUUUUUGAUUAAUAAUGAGAUGAUUUCCAAAGUUCUGUUUCCGCACGUUGCGUUCCGAUUGGCUCACAAUUGGCAGUGCUGCCCCUAAGAACACACAUGGGCUGAGGGACAUCUCCUAAGGUCGAUGGCCAGUUGAAUUAUACACACAGAAGAACAAGGUAUAAUAAUUGUAGGUAUUUAUCAGUCAAUGUUUGGCCAGAAAGUUAUUUCGGAACCUGUGCAGCUACUGGUGAUUAUGGUAAAUUUUUCUUGCAAAUUCCCUAGCCACUGAUAAAAUAUUAAUUAGUUUCAAUGAACCGAAUUUGCUGUUCAUUUUUCUUGAAAUAUUCGACCUAAAUAGAAGAUUGCAUAGGCAUUUCUCAUAACUUUCAAUAUUAGAUUUUUUGGUGAGUGGGUUAGAUGCUUUUUAGUUUUAAUCAUAUAGCUGAACAAAAAUAGUUAUUUCAUAGAGAAAGCAAAAAUAUUUAUAAUGGGUCAAAUAUUUUGAAAACUGUUAAUUUUAGCUUUGCCGAAGAUUUUGCAUAUUUUCAACAAAAAACUGGAAAUUCGAAUGGCAUGGCAUAAAAACUCCCUGUAACCUGUCACUGGAUGAAAUAACCAAAGUUACCUAAAUGAGGAUUUUGAAAUAUGAAUCUUAAACCAAAAUCGAUUGAGAAAAUUCAGCCGUUUUUGAGUCAUUCCUAAACAUCGAUUCUAAUUUUUCAGCUUCAACAACUUGUAUUUCUAAAACUAUCCACUUGAGGGCCUUGGGUUUCUAUCCUUUUUUUCAUCACCUGUAAAGAGUUGUUGGUUGAAUUUCGCAAUAACCUUUAUAGUAUAAAGUUAGCAAAAAAGAAAUAUUUUUGUAGUAUUUUGGUGAUACUUCCACAUUUUGAUUGACUAGAUUGACUGAUGAAAAGGAAAAACUUUAUAAUCUGGAUUCUUGGACUUUCCCCAAAUUUUUAUAAGUAAGUACUGUCAGUACAAAUAUUUCAGUUCUAGACAAACCACUUUCAAAUAUAGCCUAGCACUUGAUAAAUUGUGACAAAAACUCAAGUGUGAUUUAUUUUUAUUAUUUGUUAUCUUUUUUAUUUUUGUAUUUCCAAUAUUUUUUAAUAUACUGAAUUUACACACUUAUUGUCCUGAAUAUAUUAAAACCACUCUCUGCAGUGCUGAUGAUAACACCUGGUAGUUGAGGAUGCCAAUGCAGCUCCUUGAUAUUAUUUUGGCCUUGAUGAAUGAACAAUAACUGUGGUGGCAGACCCUGAAAAAUUUGCAUUUAGAUAUGAGAUCACAGUAUCUAAUCAAAGUCGCACCUCUACAUCUUCACUUCCUUCUUCUGUAUCUUUCUCUACUGACAAAUCCCACAGGGCUAUCUGGUUAUCAGAGCCAGCUGAAGCAAACACGGCAGAAUCCGUUUGAUGCCACUCCACAGAUACAACUGAUUCUGUAUGAUGCUUGAAAGUAGCCAGGGGUGUUUUGGUUUGGAACUUCCUCAAAUCCCAUACAUGCAAAAAUCCAUCAUCACCUCCGCUCACAAUAAAGGGUUCAUUCUUGUUCCAAUUUAUCACAUUGACAUCAGUUUGAUGAGCAUUUUCUGCAGCAAGCAUACAUGCCUUACUAGGUUGGGCUCUAGUAUCCCAUAUUCUGAUGCUUCUAUCUACUGAACAAGAUGCUAGGACGUUUCUUUCAUUUGGUGACCACUGGAUCUCUUCCACAGAAUCUGUGUGGCCUAGUAAGGGUCUCUGGUCCACUGUCCAACUAGCUGCUUCAGCUGGUCGCCAAAUAUGAAUGUCUCUUUUACAGUCACCUGUAGCUAGAAC
Messenger RNA from Phaedon cochleariae (mustard beetle), 6561 nucleotides. NCBI's taxonomy places the organism in Eukaryota, Metazoa, Arthropoda, Insecta, Coleoptera, Chrysomelidae. The record is from the annotation of a GenBank genome assembly.